This is a messenger RNA of Lactuca saligna, 483 nucleotides long. The record is from the annotation of a GenBank genome assembly. NCBI's taxonomy places the organism in Eukaryota, Viridiplantae, Streptophyta, Magnoliopsida, Asterales, Asteraceae.
AUGCCAUCCAGUGUUAAUCAAUCAUCUAUAUUCAUAGCUGGGAGGUUCGAUGUUCAAGACAAAUUCGCAAUCCAAUUCAUCAAUUUCAUCGAUUUGUUAAAGUUCAUAACGGAUUUGGAACUAGAGUUUCCCAAAUUCGCAAACGAAAUCAGUUGGAAUCAGAAUUUCUUCGUUGUUCUUGAAAUUGGAAUCGAAGUUCUGGACUCGCAGUCACAGUUGACAUUGAAGGACUCAGAAUCGAUGGCUUCUACUUCUGGAACUAAGAAGCCUAAAGGGCCUAAGCUCCCUGAGAAGACAUAUCUUCCAGACUCUAACUCCGAUGAAGAUGCAUUUGAAUUUAGCUUCUUGGAUUUUUCUGAAGAAACUUUCAAAGCCCCCUUAAGACUAUGUGAUGAUCAGUUGCUUAAAUUAUUGUGUGAUGAAAACGUAUUAAGGAGGAGUAUUGAUGGAAUGGUAGAUGAUGGAGACAUUCCUGGUGUCUAA